AACAGCAUUUAACAAAAUUGGAACUUUUUUUUUAGGUCACGAUGAAUUACCUUUGGUUCAACCGAACUCUACCGCAAGCCGUAGUCGAACCCAGACUCCAUCAUCAGUUACUUCCGAUGUACAUUCGUAUCGAUAAAGAUUACCCCAUGCCCCUCUCCAUCCAGGAAGGCCUACAAAGGCUUGGACAUGAGGUCAGGAAUAUAAGCGGUUACGCAGUCGUUCAAGCUGUGGCCAGAAAUGAGGAUGGAACACUGACAGGCAAAUCCGACCCCAGGAAGAGUGGCUGGGCUGCUGGGUACUGAGGAGAUCUCAAUUCUGUUACUUCAUUGACUGUGCAUAUUUUAAGGAUAACUAUGGAACCUUCAUAAGUUCCCUGCUCUAUAUUUUCUAGUGUAUUAAAGGAGCUCAGUAACAGUGUUUUGAGCUAGUUGGAGCACGUACAAAACUACCUUUAAAUUGAAGGAAACCAGAAAAUAGUAGUUUACUAAGAAAAAAACUUAACCAUCCUUAUUCCUUUAUUCCAUAAAGGAAUAAGGAUGGUAAAGGAUCGGGAAAAGAUUAACACGGAUUGCAAACGACGAACUUGAAAAAUUUAGGCUUAACUUUUUAAGAUGCGCAAACCGUAAUGUAGCUCCUUUUAAAGCCAAUUCAAUUGAUGAAGGUCUGUUUUUUUUAAGUGUGAAAGUGAAUGAGCGAAAAAAAAGGUGAAAUAAAGUUUAAUUUAACCUUGACAAAUGGAUCACAGCAUCCAACAUGCAGUGUCUGAUAAUUAUUGUAUUUUUCCAACUCCCGGACCGCCCCUGUAGUUAAACACCUCUUGAACGUGCCAAUCAAUUAGAGUUCCAGAAUAUUUGUUGAAUUUCGUUUACUCUGUAAGACUGAAACUUUCAAUAGCUGUUUAUCAACCCUCACCGAAAUUUUGAUGAUUAAAUUGUUUCUCCACGUCAUUUGAAAUUGCUAUAGCAACCGCAUGUUUAGGUGCAAGUCAAGCUUAAAAUCAUCUUGUUGGAUGUAAUUAUUCGGUUUUUCCAGUUUGUCAGCAAAUAUUCGUAAUUGCCGAGAACAUAGCGAUUUUAUCGUUUGGUCGAGCUUUGAAAUUUCCAUUGCCAACGACAAAACCAAAAUAAUUUUCUGAAUCAAUCAGAUCAAUCUGCAUUUCCAAACAGGUCUGAAUAAGAUAUUCCUCGAAAAUCUGAGAAAGCCUACUUUGUCAGUUUAUGCCGUCCUUAUAUUUUCCACGAUCUUUACUGCAACUACCACAAAUCUUUACAAGCGUUCAUACAACUACGAGAAAUGUUUGUGCGUAUGACGCCAUGAUAAAAACGAUCUAGUCUAGCUGGGCUUCUUAGCGCGGGGCCAUUGUUUACAUAAUUGAUUUAUUUUUGAUGCUUCUUGCAUAAAUUACGUUAUUCUGUGCUCAAUUUUAAUGUACACAAGUACGGAGAUUUGAUCUUAGCGAGGUGGUUGCGCUCCUUAUCUUACACCAAGCGUGUUUGUUGAUUUUCCUUUACAUUGAAGGGUGUGUACGAGGCAAAAUGAGCAGCCAAGAAACUGCAAAGGAGGUUUCGUACAAGCCGGUUCAAAUCGAGGAAGACACCCCUCGUAAAAGAACUAACAACCGACGAAUUCUUAUUAUCGUUCUGGUAGUCACUAUCAUUGUGGUGGCAAUCGUCAUCGCUCUCACCAUUGUCCUGACGAGAGAAAAGCAGUCCAAACCGGACAAACCUGUUACCAAACCCCACCCAAGCGUGACACCAACCCCGAAACCUAUACUACCACCACCGACCGGACCCCCAGGGGCGGAUGGCCCCUACAAACACGCCGUAGUAGCAUCGGAUGCCGGUCUCUGCUCAGAGAUUGGCCGGGACAUUUUAAAGAAAGGGGGUUCUGCCAUGGAUUCGGCGAUCGCCGCCUUGUUCUGCAUUGGUGUUUACAACAUGCAUUCCGCUGGAGUGGGUGGGGGCGGCUUUAUGGUGGUGUACAAGAAGAGUACGAGGUUCGUAGAGGUGAUUGACUUUCGCGAGGAAGCGCCAGGGAAAGCCAAUAGAACGAUGUAUGUUGGAGGGAGAAUGAGCUCGACAAUAGGUGCGACAGCCGCCGGUGUACCCGGUGAGGUGAAAGGAUUCUUUGAAGCCUGGACAAAGUAUGGCAAACUGCCCUGGGCGGUUCUGGUACAACCUUCAAUUGACAUGGCGAGGAAGGGAUUUCCUUUUGGCCACUCAGCCUACUAUGCGGCGACACGGGCAAAGUAUACACCGCUUCUCAAAGCCGAUCCUGGACACAGGUUUGCAGGAUAAAGAUAAUUAGAGAAAUCAGAACUACAGUUCUGUUCGAAAAAGCUUAGAAUGGGGUUCAAAGUUUUAGGUUUUAGUUUUCCGUGGCAAUUUUGAUUUAUCUUUGAUAUACUUUCAGAGAUAUCCAAAUAAAGUGCGAUCAGUUUGAAGCCGAAAAUCUCGAGACUACGCCCUGAUCUGUCCCAUGAAAAAUCCCCAUCGUUACGUCAGGUUGCUAACUAAUAUACUAGUGCAACUGCUGCAAUCUGAUUGGUUGAUCUAUCGUGUACUAUCAGCCAUUAUUAGUUCUACUCGAAUACUAAUACAAAUGCUGCCAUCGCAGUGGUCGAGCCGUGAUCGUACACUUUCAGUCAUAGGCUGUGUGCGGUGGCUGGAGGUCGUCUGCGAAUGGCGAUUUUUUUCUCCUUUUAAUACAAAUCCUGAUGAACGAUAUAUUGUAAGAAAGUCUGCUAAGUAAGCGUAUGAAAACGUAUUUAUCAGUCCAUGUACACGAAGACGGAUGGGGGUGGGGCAAAUUCCUAAUGGGACAUAAC
Orbicella faveolata is the source of this 2827-nucleotide messenger RNA. RefSeq names its product glutathione hydrolase 1 proenzyme-like. Gene Ontology annotation, biological process: glutathione catabolic process. Gene Ontology annotation, molecular function: glutathione gamma-glutamate hydrolase. Lineage: Eukaryota; Metazoa; Cnidaria; Anthozoa; Scleractinia; Merulinidae. Gene Ontology annotation, cellular component: plasma membrane. The record is from RefSeq and is a predicted model, not a curated record.